Molecule: messenger RNA, 615 nt
Organism: Aspergillus welwitschiae
Lineage: Eukaryota; Fungi; Ascomycota; Eurotiomycetes; Eurotiales; Aspergillaceae
Exons: 3
Coding region: 1-615 (204 amino acids)
Source: RefSeq, a predicted model, not a curated record
AUGGACCUCAAUGGGACAGCAUGUAAAAUGUACAGCCGGUAUCGCGAGGCUCAAUCCGGUCGCAUAUGCUGUCUCGAAUAUGAGGCUCUAACGCUGCUGUGUGCUUCGAAGACAGGGCGAGUAUCCUCCAAGUCGAUCUUGGAAUGUAGCCGCAUAGCUGUACCACUUCUGACCGAGCCUAAGCGAGUCUUGCUUCGAAAUCUAGGGGCAACCAAUAACCUGCGUGGUGCUGGUCAGUUCCGGGUGGCUGGUUCUUCGUAUCAAUCGACGCGUAUCGGGCAAAUGAGCCAUCAACAAUACAUGCAUUCUUCCUUCAGUUUCAAGGGCACACCCGGAGCAAUGGGUCGAUUGUGGAUAUGGUCGCACGGAUCGCACAAGAAUGACCCGGCUACCAGUCGUGCGGCUCCUGGUUUCCAGGGUCAUCCUAUCUCGAAACACGGGUUUCAGCUGUCCACUGGCCUUUCAGAUUUUACUUUUGGAGACCGCGCAAUAACUAUAGUAACAAAGAGGUCGCUUCAUAUGUCAGAGGGCGAGGGUUCAGGAAUUGUUGAUAAACUCCGACUGGGUGGAAUUGUGAAACAUCGGCUAACCUUCUUUGUCGCAUAUUUCUGGUGA